AUGGCCGCGUAAGUUUUUAUUUUAUUUUUCUGAAUCAUCAAGCAUUCAGCUGUCGAUUUAUUUGAUUUCUGAUUGUGAGAUUUCAGUCAAGCGAAACCACGUUCGGAAAUGACGUCUGACGAGCUCGCCGCCAGAGAGCAGGAGGAGUUUGCCGUCGGACCACUCUCGAUUCUGACGAAUUCAGUCAAGAACAACGCUCAGGUAUUUGAAAAAUAACUUCGUAUUUCAAAAAUGUUACUUUUCAGGUGCUCAUCAACUGCAGAAACAACAAGAAGCUUCUGGGACGCGUCAAGGCUUUCGACAGGUAACUUUAAUAUUAAUUUUCCAUGUAAUCACGGAAAACUUUCAGACACUGCAACAUGGUGCUCGAGAACGUGAAGGAGAUGUGGACGGAAGUUCCGAAGACCGGAAAGGGCAAGAAGAAGGCUAAGUCUGUGGCCAAGGACCGUUUCAUCUCGAAGAUGUUCCUCCGUGGGGACUCCGUCAUUCUCGUCGUCAAGAACCCACUGGCCCAGUCCGAUUAA
Messenger RNA from Caenorhabditis sp. 36 PRJEB53466, 524 nucleotides. The record is from the annotation of a GenBank genome assembly. NCBI's taxonomy places the organism in Eukaryota, Metazoa, Nematoda, Chromadorea, Rhabditida, Rhabditidae.